Molecule: messenger RNA, 1078 nt
Organism: Mus caroli (Ryukyu mouse)
Lineage: Eukaryota; Metazoa; Chordata; Mammalia; Rodentia; Muridae
Gene: CUNH1orf210
Product: chromosome unknown C1orf210 homolog
Source: RefSeq, a predicted model, not a curated record
ACUUUGUACCGGCACUGGAAAUCCACUUGUUUAUCAGGGCUGGUAGCAGUGCCUGCUGAGAUCUGUCCUUUUGGGGACAGGCUGGACCCCUUCUGCAUUCCAGUUGCACUAAUCCACAGCAGUGGGGGAGGGAACAAGCCUGCUGCCCCCUCAAUAUGUUAGAGUGAGUCCUCCCUGCUGAGGACGCUGCAAAUCCUGGCUGGUGCCCCGCCUUCCCUUCACCUGCAUUUCCGCCCCGCCCACCCAGCCAGCCACUGUUCCAGGGCUUGUGCCCCCGGGGCUACCUGGAGCCUGUGGUGUCUCUGGAGCCAGGACUUUUUCUGGCAGAGGCCAAGGCUCACCUACAUCAGGUCUAUCCAUGAUUGGAGGAAACACAACUUUCUCAGGGGCCACCAAUGCAUCAACCGAGGCCCCUGGACUGGGCACCGGGGGCCGGGCAUGGCCUGUGCUGGUAGGGGUUGUGCUGGGGGCGGUGGUCCUCUCCAUUCUCAUCGCGCUCGCUGCCAAGUGCCACCUCUGCCGCCGAUACCAUGCCAGCUACAGGCAUCGCCCNCUGUCCGGAGCAGGGGGUGGGAACCGCCCACAGGUGGGUGAAGAUGAGGAUGAUGAUGGCUUCAUCGAGGACAAUUACAUUCAGCCUGGGGCUGGUGAGAUGGAGACGACAGGAAGCCGGGACCACUUCUCUCUCUGAGCUCCAUCUUUGGACACUUCCCUCCAUGCCUGGCAGUUUAAAGACAGUGAGUGACUCCUCAAGUCUCAGGGUCAGAGUUCUUGCUAGUAUCUAAAGCUUGACCAGGAGCUUGUUUUCUGACACUGGUCGGUCGCUAAAGUGACAAUUCUGUUUCUCAUUAACUCUCCAUGGCUCCCUGCUGUCCCAGGAUACAGCCUGACAGGCCUGAGCAGACCUCUUGAGUUCCUUUCUUUGCCCCCCUCCCCCACUCCCUACUUUACCCCCUUCUUGGGCUGCCUUGACCAACAAGUUCUGGGAUUUCACAUAUGUCCCAGUAGGAGAAAACCGUGCCAAAUUUCUUACCGAAAAAUUUUUCUUAUCAAUAAAGUAUAUGACUUGGUUAUAAUA